AUGAACCCCUCCACCAUCAUCGCCUUCAUGGCAACCCUCCUCAUGGCCUCGGUCAUCGCCAGCCCAGCCGGCGAGAACGGCAUCGUCAAACGCUACGACUGCAAGGAUUGUGUUCGCGGUCCAUGCGAGUGUGAUGAUGAUUGA
Messenger RNA from Fulvia fulva, 144 nucleotides. RefSeq lists its product as uncharacterized. The coding region runs from base 1 to 144 and encodes 47 amino acids. The transcript has 2 exons. Lineage: Eukaryota; Fungi; Ascomycota; Dothideomycetes; Mycosphaerellales; Mycosphaerellaceae. The record is from RefSeq and is a predicted model, not a curated record.